Cokeromyces recurvatus is the source of this 786-nucleotide messenger RNA. RefSeq lists its product as uncharacterized. Bases 1 to 786 code for a protein of 261 amino acids. The record is from RefSeq and is a predicted model, not a curated record. Lineage: Eukaryota; Fungi; Mucoromycota; Mucoromycetes; Mucorales; Mucoraceae. The transcript has 3 exons.
AUGUUAUUUGAAACAACAUAUCCUUUUGAUACCAAUAAUAAGUUUAUUACAAAAGAGAAUACAACAACUACUAUCAUGAAACAAUAUUAUGAUAGUGAAGAUGAUGAAGAAACAUUAGCAACAGCUAUUGAUGAUUUAUCAAGCCUUAUUUUAUACCCUUCUCAUUCAACGACUCAUAUUGAAUUAUUUCAAGAUCAAAUGCAGGAUCCAACAAACCUUCGUAUAUCUCAAUGUCAAAAUACAUAUUUUAUGGAUGGAGGUGUUCGAUUUAUUUCGUUACCUACAUUAGGUACAAGUAAUACUAAGGCAACUACACCUAUUUCUCGUAUCUUUGAAGAAUGGUUAGCAAAUAAAUUAUACAGUCAUCCUAAUAAGACAGUAAAUUUGAAUAGUAAUACGAUGAUGAUGACGACGAUAGAGGAUGAAAGUAGUAGUUUUAUGAUAAAUGAUCAUUUACCUAUAUUAGAAGAUAAUAUUGAAUUAAUAUCCGAAGACAUUAUCAAUAUGUUUAAAUCAAGAAAAAGACUCUUGAAGGGAUUAUCUAAUAUUCUUAUCAAGGUUAGGACAGGCCAUGUUUAUAGCUAUCAUCAAUUAGAGAAUGGCCAACCUAUUAUUACUGAAGACAUGGAAGACUUUUUUCAACAAUUUCCAUUAUUUGUAGAAAUUUUAAUUUAUGCUACUCAAUCAGAACAGAAUCAUAAUGAAAUCAACUUAUUAUUAAUUACUGAGAAUACAACUUUAACUUCAAAUUUACCUUAUAAAAUUAUGGAAAAUAUUCAAUUAUAA